Molecule: messenger RNA, 846 nt
Organism: Dimorphilus gyrociliatus
Lineage: Eukaryota; Metazoa; Annelida; Polychaeta; Dinophilidae
Source: the annotation of a GenBank genome assembly
ACUUGUAAACGUGUAGCCCGCUGAAUGGUCGGUUGUUAAAAUGAAUACUUAUCUUUUUUCCUGCUUUUUCUUGUUUGUUGUCUACUUAAUUACCAAUAAAGUAGAGGGACGUAAGUACUUAAGUUCUUCAAUUAAUAGGGAAAAGUUCAUAAGCUUUACUGUUGUUAUUAAUUGUUUGAAUUGAGCUCUGUAUCAAAUAUACCCUAUUUUCGUGCGUAUCUUUAUAGCCGUUCGGUUUUGAAAACAGGAAUGCAGUAUGAAUACGUGACUUGUGGAUCUAUGAUAAAAUUGAAAAAUGUUAACUAUGGUACAAGACUACAUUCUCAUGAUGUCAAAUAUGGAUCAGGAAGCCAACAGCAAUCUGUAACGGCAGUUCAUGCAUCAGAGGAUAACAACAGCUACUGGAGAAUAAAAGGAAAAGCCAAGUCGGACUGUGUGCGAGGAACACCAAUCAAGUGUGGACAAACUAUUCGUCUUACUCAUAUGAAUACUGGAAGAAAUUUACAUAGUCAUCAUUUCCAAUCACCCCUUUCGAACAACUACGAGGUAUCAGCAUUUGGAGAAGCGGGUGUAGGAGAUGAUGGUGACAAUUGGAACGUACAAUGUGAUGAAACUUCUUGGAGGAGAGAUGAGGAAAUACGCCUGAAACACGUUGUAACUUCUGGAUAUUUGCAUAUAAGUGGAGAAACUUAUGGUCGUCCAAUCAAAGGGCAAAUGGAAGUUAGCGCAGCUCAUGGAAUAAGUUCUAAAAAUGCAUGGAAAGUCGCCGAAGGCGUUUACAUCAAGCCCUCAGAUACUUCAAACUGGCAAAAAUCAACAGAAACUCAUCACCAUGAUGAAUUAUAG